GGCCGUGACGGAAGCACGCCGGGGCGCCCCCCUCCCCACAGGGCGGCGCGGUAGGCUAGGGCAGCGGGUCGGAGCCACCGUCGCCCCGGAGCACUCUGUUGGGAACGACCGCCGCCUCUUUCAUUUCUCCCGGGUCAGGGGCCGUGUCAGGUUUUACACAUCUGUUAGCAGACCUUUUUGGAGCUCUGCCACCCAACUCAAUGGCGUCUUCUACUUCUGUGCCUCUGGGAUUUCACUAUGAAACAAAGUAUGUUGUUCUCAGAUACUUGGGACUCCUCUCUCAGGAGAAGCUACAGGAGCAUCAUCUUUCCUCACUCCAAGGAGUUCAACAAGAUGUAGCUUCACAAUCUCUGGAUCAAGAAGUUUUAUUAGAAGUUAAAACUGGAAUUGAGGAAGAGCUAAGAUUUCUGGACAAAGAAAUUUCUGAAGCCUUCACCAACAUAGGCUUUGACCAGCACACGUCUCCCGUGUUCAGCCCUGCUAACCCAGUGGAACACUGCUUGGCUCACCUUGGAGAAAAAGUGUCCCAGGAACUGAAAGAGCCUCUACAUAAGGCAUUGCAAAUGCUCCUCAGCCAGCCAGUGACAUAUCAGUCAUAUCGGGAAUGUACUCUGGAGACCACAGUUCAUGCCAGCGGCUGGAAUAAGAUUUUGGUGCCUCUGGUUUUGCUACAACAAAUGCUUUUGGAGUUGACAAGGCGUGGUCAAGAACCUUUGAGUACAUUGCUACAGUUUGGGGUGACAUAUCUGGAAGACUAUGCAGCAGAGUACAUCAUCCAGCAAGGUGGCUGGGGCGCUCUCUUUAAUCUUGAGUCCAAGGAGGAGGAACACCCUGAAGUUGUUGCCGAAGAUAGCAAUGACAUUUAUAUCCUGCCCAGUGACAACUCUGGACAAGUCAGUCCUCCAGAGUCUCCAACUGUGACUACUUCUUGGCAGUCAGAGAGCUUACCUAUUUCCCUGUCAGCCAGCCAGAGUUGGCAUACAGAAAGCCUACCAGUGUCCCUGGGUCCUGAGUCCUGGCAGCAGAUCACAAUGGAUCCCGAAGUAAAAAGCUUAGAUAGCAAUGGGGCUGGAGAGAAGAGUGAAAACAAUUCUUCUAAUUCUGACAUUGUGCAUGUUGAGAAAGAAGAAAUACCUGAGGGUGUGGAAGAGGCUGCUAUGACAUCUGUAGUCUUGUCAACCAAGGAACUGCAAGAGGCAUUCGCUAAAGCCCCAGCUCCCUUGCUUCCACAUAUCACUGCCACUUCCUUACUGGGCAUGAGAGAAUCUGACACAGAAAUGACUGCAGUUGAGAAAGUCAGCCCAGCUACAUCAUUGUUCAUAGAACUUGAUGAAGAAGAGAUGAAAGCCGCUAUAAUUGAACCUAUUGAACGAGAGGAGAUGAUCCCUAUACUGGAACCCACAAAAACACUGUUGAGUGAAGAGAUGACUAUAAGGAAAAAGAGUCUUAUGAAAGGGUCCUACCCUGCUGGGGAAGAGAAGUCUAUGGCAUUGUCUGAGGGCAAGUCUAUCCUGUUGUUUGGAGGGGCUGCCGCCUUUGCUAUCCUGGCGGUGGCAGUUGGAGUAGCAUUGGCUCUGAGAAAGAAAUAGCAUGUUUUAGAAGAGAAAUAAGACAAAAAGGAUAUUAGGUUUUAGUUGUAGUGACUGAAUUUGAACUGACAGCAGAUGAUUGGACAUUUGUGGAACACUCUUGGAUAAUUGGAGAUUUUUCGCUUGAGGUAGAGGGUGUUCAUGUUUGUCUGAUUGUAAGUUCCAAAGGCCUUGGCUCGUGGUAGAUUCUGGAUCGUAAGAGUAAAGUAAUUCCUCUGGUACAGGUUUCUCAAUAUCUGCAUUAAUUAUAUCUUGAAAUGUCUUUGUUGUAGGAAGAUGUCCUGUGCAUUGUGUUUAGCAACAUCCCUGGCCUGUACCCACUAAAUACCAGUAGCAACUCUCCCCCAGUUGUUACAACCAAAAAUAUCUCCUGACAUUGCCAAAUGUCCCUGGGAGUAAAAUUAUUCCCUCUUAUGGGCCACAGCUUUAGAGGGAGAGGGUUAAUUUAGGAGCAUCUGUGAUAGAAGUUCCCAGGCAAGAGGCCCAGCUGUGUGCUCCUCAGCUACUGACUCGGUCCUGCCCUUGGAAUUUCAUCUUUUCUGAUGAACAUGCUGUGUUUGCAGUCAUUCCUUUUUGGCUUUUUUAUCUUCCCCAUCUUUUUAGUCCUAUAGUCUGAGGGUAUUCUCCUCUUAUGUCACAGCUGCUUCUCAGGUACCACACUCCUCCUCUUCACCCCCAGGUUUCUCCUAAGAUCCAUUGAGCGUGCUUGCUCUGUACCUAUCAAGUCUCUGAUGCUGCUUAUAGCUUCACCUUGUAAAGAUACUGCCUUUAGUAAUCUGUAAAAAGAGGGGAGGGGGCUCCCUACCUGUAAGUGCUAUGACAAGUAACUGACAAGAGAGAGAUCUGUCUCGUGUAGAAGCAGGAAAAUGGCUUAAAUGACCUCUGGAGCUCUUUUGUACUGAAUUUAUGGCUACCCACCAGCAGCAUCUCCCUUGCUGGAUGGUCACUGUCUAUAACCUGGGCUAGUGUGUUUUUCCCCUAUACUAUCUGGCCUUAGUGUUACUGGUCCACCAUCUAACUCCUUUGCAGUCCUUUACUGCAUUUUUAUACUUGGCUUACAGACCAAUGAAUUUUAACUCAUAUGAAAUACAGAAAGUCUCUUAAAUAUCAUUGAAAUAAAAAGUAUGAAAAGAGAAGCUUGACUUUCUUGGUUACCCUCGAUUUCUAGUUUGGUUUUCAGGCUUCUUCACUGAAAUCUUCACAGUCCAAAUGCCAGUGUGAUAAACCAAAAUGAUCCUAAUUUAUAUGUACUAGUUGAGAAUCAGCAUAAUUUUCUUGCAUCUGGCUGAUCCCACCUCUGGAAGGGUGAGAAGUGUCUUUUAUGCCUGAGGAUCAUGGUGUCACUAUGCACGACAUACUUGUUGGAUACAUAGGUCAUCUCAGAUUUAUCUUAGUAAAUGUAACAAAUUAUUUUUUUAGAUCGUGAAAUUUGUAGUAAAAUUACUUUACCUUAUCCCGAUCACCAAAAUGUGAUGUUUUAAAUGUGCUUUCUUUUUAAAAUAUAUUUUUAAAAAUUAAAUCUUCUCCCUAAAGCAGUGCUAUUUAAAAGUCGGUCAAGAAAAGUUCUGAAGUGUGUUUGUGUGCCACUUCAGCUUUAUCAUGGGGUAUAUCUUUAUGUUCUGAGUUUUAGUGUCCCAUUUAGGGAGUGAUGUUUUUAAAGAUUUUGGUGCACCUUGAUUAAUACAGCUAGGGGUGAGGGGGGAAAUGGGAUUCAUGUAGUACAGAAUUACUUCCUUCUUGGGCUCUGACUGUUGCAGUGGAUUAUUCUGUGUUCUUAUUGCUACACUGUGUUUGCAUAGGGUGAGAGCAAACUGGUGUGUUAUCUUAACUCCCCCCCACCACCUAUAUAAUAAAAGAGUAUUAUGGAAAUUGACCGAACAGCUGAACAACCAGAACACCUGCAGCCCCUCGCCCCGGCCGGCCCUGCCCCUGAUUGGCCCCCGCCCCCCAUGGCCCCCAUGGGGGUGGGCCGGCUGGACCCCACCAGUCCAUGAAUUCAUGCACCGGGCCUCUAAUUUAUAAUAAAAUAUUUUCCUUCCAGAGUUCACAGUUUUAAACUCUGUAUCCUCAAACCCAAUGGCUGAACACAUUUAAGCACUAAUGUAAACCAAGUUCCUUUCUGAGCUGCUAGAGAGAUAUGUGGCUUAGGAUAUUUGGGUCUGUGUUCUCCAUUAAAGAAAAGAAUAAGACAUGUGAUACGAUGCUACCAUUGCUGCUUUAUUUUCCCGUCUCUUGAACGUUAAUCCAAAGUUAUUUGGCCAAUUGGAUUUUGCUGUGUAAUGGUAAAUAGCUAUUCUUUUCCAUUGGCUUUCUCUAGAUCGAAUUGUUGAAAGUUCCUGAGUUAAUAGGAUGGUCAAUGUCCACGUUUUUUCUUCAUUUCCUUAUCCUCUGCCCUGGCAGUGGAAGGGAAUACCCUAAUAAGACUGCUUCUUACACCAGCUCCUAUUUUUGCUAUUAUAUUUAAAAGAAAAUCAUUUGUCACCCACCCUUUUUUUUUAUGGGGGCUGGUAGUAGGAGGCUGUUCCCUUCUGUCCCGACUUAUAGAGCACCUAAAUUUAAGAAAAAGGGACAAUUCACAAUAAAUCCAACUCAAAUGCAGAAUUAAGAAUAUCACCGUUUAUCAUUUCUCAUUCUUUGAACUAUUGAGGGAAAGUUUUUUAGUCUUAUAGAACUCUUCUUUACUGUUCUUUUAAAUACAAUGAUUUCUGACCACUUGGCAAAAAGCUAGUGAAUGUUUAAGAAAAAUACUAGAAUUAAAGGAU
Messenger RNA from Eptesicus fuscus (big brown bat), 4351 nucleotides. RefSeq names its product BCL2 like 13 (gene BCL2L13). Gene Ontology annotation, cellular component: mitochondrion. The record is from RefSeq and is a predicted model, not a curated record. Gene Ontology annotation, biological process: regulation of apoptotic process; apoptotic process. NCBI's taxonomy places the organism in Eukaryota, Metazoa, Chordata, Mammalia, Chiroptera, Vespertilionidae. The coding region runs from base 201 to 1589 and encodes 462 amino acids. The transcript is spliced from 7 exons.